Messenger RNA from Triticum dicoccoides, 1793 nucleotides. RefSeq lists its product as uncharacterized. The transcript is spliced from 12 exons. The record is from RefSeq and is a predicted model, not a curated record. The coding region runs from base 1 to 1608 and encodes 535 amino acids. NCBI's taxonomy places the organism in Eukaryota, Viridiplantae, Streptophyta, Magnoliopsida, Poales, Poaceae.
AUGCCGGCCGGCCGGCGAGCCAAGGCGUACCCUUCGUCCUCCGCGCCCGGUGAUACCCAAUUACGCGAAUGCACAGGCACAUGCAUCGAAAGCUCAUGUCCUGAUGCCACGUGUUUCCUGACAUCGAUAAAUUUGAUUCCGUAUACUUGCCCUAGAAGGAAGAUCAGUGAAAAUUUGACGAUUAAAGUGCGCCUUCCCGAUGAUCAGAUUGUCACUGGGUGGAUAGAGAAUCCUGAGUUAUAUGUUCAUUUUUUCAUCGUCAAAAUCAAGAACGUUGAUGUUAUUGAUCCCACCCAUCUAUAUCAUCUAAGUCUUGAUCGUGCCACACAGUUUGAGCCUUAUAGGAAGGUAGCAGCUGUAUGGCGCUAUUAUGAUUCAGGAGAAUUAAAGACCAGAAGCGGAGUAGAUCUUGCCUCUGUAUUUGCUCGUACCGAUGAGAGGAUGUUAAGCACAUGCCGAAUCCAUGAGGUGGGGAUUGGAGGUCCCCUUGUUGAUUUUGAUGGCAACUUUGUUGGGAUGAACUACUCUCGUACCAAAGAACGAAAGACCCCCUAUGUACGAAGGCCUUCAAUUCGUGAAUUCAUGUGGUUUCGCGGGAUGGUCAGUGUUAAUAAGGAAGAGGUUGACGAAGCUGCAAGUGCAAGAAUUAAAAUUCGUUUUGGAGACCCAGGUCUCCUCAUGGCAGCAGGCGGGCAAUACAUAAAUCUUCUCGAUGAUAUGUUCAAGAAGGAUAUCUUGAGGAAACCAUUGGGAGGUUUUGGUUUAGAAAUGGAUCGAAGUGCCUACUCACUUGCUUCAGAAUCAAGCAAACGUCUUGCUUCAGAAAUGGAUCGUAGUGUUGUCUCACUUGCCUCAUUCAAUGGAUUUGCAAAGAAGUUUUCUUGCACAGGUGUAUUUAUAAAGUGCAAAAAAUGCUCUGCAACAAUUCUGACGUCAGCAAGUUUGGUUAGAGUUCCUGGCAGUGCACACAUGAUUGAUGAUAACUUAUGGAUUGAAGUUUGCCUUCCAGGCGGAUUUCGAGUUGUAGGGAUAUUGAACUGUUAUAAUUUACACUACAAUGUUGCUCUUGUUGACAUCAUGGGAUUCUGGCGUCCUCGUACAAUAAAAAUCCAUGGGCAUCCAGUUACCUCAUCUAUGGACGUAAUAGCUGUGGGUAGUCUUUUUGCACGUCGCAAACUAAUGGCUGUUGAGGGGAAGGUGUUGAUUGGCAAACAAAGCAAACUUGAUUGCAAAGAACUUUGUGUUUCCACCUGUGUAAUCACCAAGGCUGGGAUUGGGGGGCCUCUUAUUGACAAUGAUGGGAAUUUUGUUGGAAUGAACUUCUAUGAUGAGGAAGAAACCCCGUUCCUGCCGAGGGAUGUUAUUCACCGCCUCUUAUUGAACAAUAAAACACGGCCUAGUGCAGAUGAUACUAUUGUUGAGGGUGUUGAAAACAGCAACAGAUGGACGUUUCCUGGUGGGAGUGGGACACACGGAAACACUGAAUCUAUUGCAGAAAUUGAUGGAAACAAAUGGCCGUUGCCUGAGCCACGCUACGUCGGUCGUAGAGACAUCCAUUUGCCACUUCAGAAAUGGCCUCUGGGUCGCCGAAGGCCUCUGCCUGUGUGAUGUCACGUUGGUUGUAAGGCUGACGAUCGCUGCUAGUAUUGACGAUGUUUUCUUGUGCGUUGGUGCUGAGACCUCCAUUCUGAGCUGCUCGAGUACUAGUAGUAUUAAUAUUGCUUCCUCUAUAACGUGCUCCUAAUACUAGUAGUAGUAUGAUCUAUAGUGUUUUGUUGGUGGUUGGCUAUCAG